AAUGCAACUGCCAUUUUGUUUUUCAGUUGAAGGUCCAUUGCAGCUACGGUUGUUCUUGUGAAAAUGGCAUUAUUCGACGUUUAGAUAUUGCUUUAUAGUGUUUUUUUUCUUACAUUUAAAGACUGUCUUGUUGAGAAGUAGUGGAUGGUAGAGUAAAAGACCCGAAGGACCAACUUUCAUUGUAUAUUGUGAUUUAAUUGUUCUUGUUUACGUUAGGGUCUUCUGGCCUACGACGUUCUAUUAUAUUGGUACAGUAGUUAGCUAGUUGUCUCGGUGGCAAAAUGGCGGCGAAAACGACCCAGACAGCUCCAGCUGCUAACUGGUCGUAUGGCGCAGCAGCAGGUCCAGAGGGCCAGACCGUCUCGGAAAACCCAGAGUGGGAGAAGGCCAGACAGGCACUGGCCUCCAUCAGCAAGACCCAGAGCGCCACCAAGACCGCUCAGGCCAACCGGACCACAGCUCAGGCUGGUCAGUUUAAGCCUGCAGUAACUGAGUCCACAGCCAUACAGCAGCAGUACUACCAACAGUGGUACCAACAGAACCAGCAGCAGCCGUAUCCUGGRUACACCUACCCCUACAAUUACUACUACCCCAUGGCGCCGGGCCCCUAUGGUGGUGGUGGCUAUCCUCAGGGCCAGUAUGGUGUACCUCCAGGACCUUACCCCUCUCCCACCACUCCAACUGGACAGCCUCCAUCCCUGCCCGUGAUGGAUGACCAGUCCUCCAGCUACCCCUCUCAGCCAACCCCUCCUCCUGCUGCCCCUCAACCACCCCAGAGCCCCACCAGCUCUGAGCAGCCCCCACCCCCCCCUCCCCAGCCAUCCCCCCCCCAACUCCAGUACCCCCUUCCUCCAGGGCAGAACUCCUACAACCCCAUGCCCUACCCCAACAACGACCCCAAUCAGAUGAGAGGUUACAACCACAACCAGGGCAGGCCCAGCUAUGGGCAGAGCUACCACACUCAGAACUCGUACCAGCAGCAGCAGAAUAACAACCAACACCAGCAACAAGGACAGGGUCAGUAUGGACCAGGAGCUGGGAGAGGAGAGGCCAACAAAAACAAGAACCAUCAACAACAACAACAGCCACAGCCACAGCAACAAGGACAGCAGCUCUGGCACCGCAUGAAACAGGCACCUGGAGCAGGUGCGAUGAAGUUCAACAUUCCCAAGCGACCCUACGUCAUGACCAAUCAGAGUUUCCCUCCUGGGGAACAACCCACCGGAUUGGCUGCUACUCCUUCCUCCCCAGCUGCUGCUCCUGCUGCACCUGGCGGUGCCCAGACACGGCCCCAGGACUGGCCMCAGGCGAUGAAGGAGUAUGUUCAGCGCUGCUUCACAGCCUGUGAGAAUGAGGAGGACAAGGACCGCACCGAAAAGGGGCUGAAGGAGGUCCUACAGAAAAGACUACAGGAUGGGUCUGCCUACACCAUCGACUGGGACCGCGAACCUCUGCCUGAACUGAAGGCCAAGCAGUCUCGCUGGGAGGUUGUACCCACCCAGAGGACUCUGGAGAGUUCUGUGGGCCGUGGUGGGGGUACAGGUGGGUCUACGCGUGGCAGGGGUGGUGGGGCCAGGUUGGGGCACUACAGGAACGUCUUCUCCCAGAGAAGCCCCUCAUCCAGUUCCUCAGGCUCCUCCUCUCGCUCCCCCUCUCCCUCCCACAACCGUCACAGGGACCGCAAUGGCCAGAGACACAGACGCAGUGACUCUGAGUCCCAGUCGGACAGCAGCAUGUCCAGUGACCUCCGAACCCAGCUUCCCCGGCGCAACCAGAAAGGAGGGCGUGGCCGUGGGGGCGACAGGGACCGAGGCAGAGGGGGUGGAGAGAGGGGACGAGGAAGGGGCGGAAGAGGUAACAGAGGACGGAGAAACAUGGAUGACGCUAACUCCACCGUCCUGGGCAAGAAGAGGAAAGGUGGGAACGCCGGCCUGGACUUCCACGACCCCCACCGGGAGGCCAAGAAACAAAGCCGAGCGGCACGCUUCCACAACACCAAGAUGCGCUCAGAGCCCCUGGUGCUGUCCAUCAACAACCUGGAGCUGCCCAAGGAGGACCUGAGCUGGGACGACUGCCCCAUCGUGGGCACCUGCCAAGAGAUCACCAAGAUCUACCUGAGACUCACCUGUGCCCCCGACCCUGCCACCGUGCGUCCUGUAUCUGUGCUAAGGAAGUCUCUGUUGGCCGUGAAGGCCCACUGGAAGACCCGUCAGGACUACCCCUACGCCUGUGAACAGAUGAAGUCCAUACGACAGGACCUCACAGUCCAAGGAGUUCGUACAGAGUUCACAGUGGAAGUAUACGAGUGCCAUGCACGCAUCGCUCUGGAAAAGGGCGACCACGCAGAGUUCAACCAGUGCCAGAUGCAGCUGAAGGCCCUGUAUAAGGACAACCCGUCAGAGAACAUAGGGGAGUUCACUGCUUACAGACUACUCUACUAUAUCUUCACUAAAAACUCUGGAGACAUCACGACUGAGCUGGUGUACCUGACUGCGGCGCUGCGGGCGGAUGAGUGUGUGUCCCACGCUCUCUCCCUCCGCGCCKCCUGGGCUCUGGGAAACUUCCACCGGUUUUUCCAGCUCUACCGGAGAGCCCCACGCAUGGCAUCCUACCUCAUAGACAAGUUUGUAGAGAGGGAGAGGAUGAUCGCUCUCAGGGCCUUAUUCAAAACAUUCAGACCAGACUUGCCGGUGGAGUAUGUGCAGUCCAGUCUGGGYUUCCUUUGUUUAGACUCUUGCAUGGCCUUCCUCACAGGCCUGGGGGUCACCUUCUUCCCCUCUGACCCCAGCAAGAUAGACUGCAAAACCAGCUCAGCCUGUCUGGCAGCCUCCUGAGGGGGUGGGGGGUUUACCAGGGAGGGGGGAAAGCACACUAAGGGAGGUACUGAGAGAUAGACAGGGUCAGGAAUGUACCCUAAAGUUCUUCUGCACUACACUUCAGGAGGGAGACAAGUGGUUAGACUGAAACUACAAUUUAGUCCUGUAGAAAGAGGGAGAUAUGCACAAAGGCGCACUAAAUCACUUAAGGCUGAAAUUCAGUGAGGAUCCCACCCACAGAUGCACUGUACUCACAGAUAUGGACUGUAUAACAAGAGUGGGGGAGAUUAUCUGCAUACAUGCUGCACAUCAAAUACAUUUAGAAUAGCUUAGCCCCACACAUCUCUGAUCAGCUCAAGAUAUUAAUUAUACCUUCGACUUAGAACGUUUUUAUGACGAACAGAUGAUGUUAGGCAUUAGUUCAAGUUAAGACCUGAAGAUCAAGCGCCAACUCACACAGAUCAGGGAAGAGCGUAGCCUCAAGGUCUCCCAUCCACUAUCGCUCUCAGAAGUUUUAAGCUAACAGUGUUCUGUUAUGUUUUUCCUUCCCUCAAGUCAACAGCCUCAAACUCAUGCGAAGACAAGCCUUGAGAACCCAAGAGAGAGAUGAAAACGAAAUUAGCUAAAGUCAUCCCUCAAGCCCUCAUUCAACAGGCUGCUCAUCCACUCCAAAACCAAACCAUCAACCAGAGAAGAGGUUUGUCUGUUCAGGUGUUCAGCUCCAGAGACUGUGCUAGCCCUUUGCUGCUUUCAGGAAGCCUUUGUGAUCCAGCGUCCAAUCCGGGAGAGGAGGAGAUGGUGGUUUGUAUGUCCUGCCCCCCCUUCCCCCAAGCUGUCUACGAUUGGCGAUCAGGUGGGGAAAGUUACCCCCACUUCCUGUUCCGGCGUAGCCCUGCACACUUGGCAGAAAGGUAUUGACUGAGAAAUCUAAAGGUUCUGAUUGGCUCCUUGCCCAUGUUGGCCACAGCCAUCCUUACCCCACAGUUGUCCGCUACCCACAGUCCCCUGCUUCACCCUUCAACAGUCAUCACCCAGAGUUCACCAAAGUUUGACCACAAAGUUUACAUCCCAGUUAUAUCUGCUCUCUAAUAUAGAAAAUCUCCAAGCCUGGCGUCUAGUCCCUUCUGGUAGGCAUUGACUUAUAAAGUGUGAUGGUGGAUACAGUCCCCUAAUAUUUACCAAGAAUGGCCUCCGCAAUCCCUCGGUAUGUGUCCAGGAGGCAGGAUAUCCACCUCUAGUCCAUCUAUCCUCUGAGAGCAGACAAGGAGGCAGUCUCCCACCCCUUAAGAGUACCAAAUAACCAAGUUGAGGCUCUGGGCAAGCCUGUGGUGUUUCCUGAGUUACCUGAUCAACAGCCCCCUCAGCAGCAUGGAAUAGCAGUCGUCAAGCACCCCCACCACACAGGAAGAAGUCAGCUCCAUCAAGAUGGUGGCAAAGUCUCCACCUUCAAAUAUGGUGGCUGGAUCAGUUCUGCCAUACGGAGAUGAGAUCGCUGUCUGUGCAGAUGGCGGCAACGUCUGGGUUUGUAUGCUCCACACUCCGUUCAAUAAGGCUGAGUAUGUAUGUAUGGCUUGUAAGAAAAAGGACUCUUGGUGUGCUGGAAGGAGGUGGAUGACAGCACAGCAUAGAUCACCCAGUAUUCACUAUUGGCUCAUUCACAAACUAACCGUUGGUUUGGGUUAAGGUGUAUGAUAUCAAGUCAAUGGUAAUUGCUUAAAUUCCAUCCACGUGAUAGUGUGUCUGAAAUUGUGAUAUAAAAUUAAGGGUGCCAGUAUUAACCCUUGGGGAACACCCCUCAUUUGCAAGACAAUGAAGCCAAACUGUCAAAUUAUGCAGGUGCAGAUACACAAAUUCAGGUUUAAAAGGUAAUUGUCUUCUCAAUUGAAAAUUGUCAUAUUCUGCCACAAAACAUUAGUUUAGGACAUUAAUGUUGACGGCUAAGGCAUAUAAGACUGCUUAUCAAAUGUUUGUCUGUAAUCAAAUAAUCUGCUUAUUUAUUUAAAGCUAAGAAAUCAUGUGAUAUUUCUAAAACCCCAUUGUAGACAUUUUGGUUUUCAAUAAAGGCAGGUGAGAGUGAAGGAUUGUAGAGUAGUUAUUUUGGGGUCCUAUCCAGCAGUUAUACAUUAGGCUACAUCCCUGUGUAUACUCUUGAUAAGAUCUGAAGCGAGGAGACUAGUGUGGGGAGUUAAUUGUAAAUCAACAUAAUUGGCAAUACAUAAAUAGAACCUAGAAAUGGAACAUGAGUUGGUGAUAUCAGUUGAUCUAAUAUCAGCAUAUUGUUGUUUUCAGGCAUGACCUUGAAGAGUAUUAACUUGAUUCACAUCAAAGCUUGAGGUAUUUUAGUGAGUUCAGUGCCAUUGCGGAGAUAUCAAAUGUAUUUGUCACAUGCGCUGAAUACAACAGGUUCAGACUGAAAUGCUUACAUAUGAGCCCUUUCCCAACAAUGCAGAGUUAAAAAGCAAGAAAAAUGAUAUAAAUAAAAGGGAUUUGGUAAUACAAUAAAAUUAUAAAAUAACUAACGAGGCUAUAUACAAGAUAUGACUACUUUCAGGAUGAACAGAAGUCUGUGCUGUAACAAAUGUCCUGUGUGCUCAUCCAUAGAGUAGAUGUGUCAGUAUCUAAUGUACAUUGUUAUGGAUUCAGUUGGCCUUUUCUUCUCAGUAACUAUUCAUUGGACAUUUUGAUAUGUUUUAUGUUUACCAGGGCAAGUGUAAUUUUGACAAACGUAUAUGGUGAAUGAGAAGCUGAAGCAUUUUAGAUAUGGGUAAUAAACACUUAAUUCUUUAAGACAAUUGAUGUGAAUAUGUAAAUUAUAAUUACAAAUCUAAAAAGGUGGAUGAUUUGGAAUACAUUGCCUGUUUUUGAUAUUCCCGUGGAUUUAAAUGGGGAAUUGAUAGUAACUGCUUUUUGUAGUGCAAACACUGGCGUGAUUUCUACCCUAUAUUUUUGACCGCUUAUUCAAUAAGUGCAGGACAGAAGGUUUAUAUUUUGGGCUUUUACAGGGAUUGAAAAUGGGAUAUUUGCUGUAUAAACCAAAUAUUUUUCUUGCCAAAUUUCCCUUGGUUGACCACUUUCAUUUCUUACUCAUUUUUUAAAAUGCUCAUCUUCUGUAAACCCAUUUUUGUUUUUAGAUUUUAUUUGAUGCAUUUCUGUCAUCUCAACCUUUCUGGCUAUCUGUACUCAUGAACCCCUUAGAGCAGUGGUAUUCAAAGUCAGCAUCGUGACCCAUGAGGGAAAUGCGAAAACAUUCAUAGGUCAUAUUGUAUGGGACAAUAUAGAAACAUUUUUGAAAAGGAUCUUUUGAAAAAUCAAUUUUUAUUGACUAAAUGUAUUUAUUGGUUUAUUUUAAUUUCGAUGAGAUGAACAUGUAAUGAAUUUGAUGUACAUUUUUUUAAAGGGUGUCAGUAGGUUUGGAAAUUUCUGGCCCAAAAAAAUGGUCCCCAGAAAAUCUGGUGGAAAAAAUGAUAUCCCCGCUGAAAAAGUUUGAAUAUCACUUCCUUAGAGAUAAGUAAUGUACUAAAACCACCACACAACAUCCUGAUGGCAAGAGAAAGGUUUGGUUGAAGGCACUGCACUCCCAUCAGCCAAGAAACAAACUGUUACUGUGUGUGUUUGUGUUGCUCAAGUCUCCCGUUUGUCAAUUUCUUUGGAAGUAGUUUGUCAAAGAGCAAACCCAGACCUGUUUCA
Salvelinus sp. IW2-2015 is the source of this 6503-nucleotide messenger RNA. RefSeq names its product leukocyte receptor cluster member 8 homolog. The record is from RefSeq and is a predicted model, not a curated record. Lineage: Eukaryota; Metazoa; Chordata; Actinopteri; Salmoniformes; Salmonidae. Gene Ontology annotation, cellular component: nucleus.